Messenger RNA from Beauveria bassiana ARSEF 2860, 2925 nucleotides. RefSeq names its product alpha-adaptin C. Gene Ontology annotation, molecular function: clathrin-cargo adaptor activity. Gene Ontology annotation, biological process: intracellular protein transport; clathrin-dependent endocytosis. Bases 1 to 2925 code for a protein of 974 amino acids. The transcript is spliced from 4 exons. Gene Ontology annotation, cellular component: membrane coat; AP-2 adaptor complex. Lineage: Eukaryota; Fungi; Ascomycota; Sordariomycetes; Hypocreales; Cordycipitaceae. The record is from RefSeq and is a predicted model, not a curated record.
AUGUCGUCUUCGGGAGGUGGCUUCUUGGGCCGCUCGAGCAGCAGCACCGCCAACAUGCGCGGCCUCGUCCAGUUCAUUGCCGAUUUGCGAAAUGCCCGCGCCCGCGAGCUCGAGGAGAAGCGAAUCAACAAGGAGCUCGCCAAUAUCCGACAAAAAUUCAAGGAUGGAAACCUCAGCGGCUACCACAAGAAGAAAUACGUCUGCAAGCUCCUGUACAUUUAUAUCCUGGGCUGGAAUGUUGAUUUUGGCCAUCUCGAAGCUGUCAAUCUCAUUUCGGCGGGCAAGUACUCGGAGAAGCAGAUUGGCUAUCUGGCGGUUACGCUGUUCCUUCACGAAAAGCACGAGCUACUACACCUCGUCGUCAACAGUAUUCGCAAGGAUCUUUUGGAUCACAAUGAGCUUUUCAACUGCUUGGCUCUGCACGCAAUUGCCAAUGUUGGAGGCCGCGAAAUGGGGGAGUCGCUAAGUGGUGACGUGCACCGGCUUCUGAUCGCUCCUACGUCGAAAUCCUUUGUCAAGAAGAAAGCAGCCCUUACUCUGUUGCGACUGUACCGAAAGAGUCCCGAAAUCGUCAACCCACAGUGGGCUGAUCGCCUGAUACACUUGAUGGACGACAAUGACCUCGGUGUUGCUCUCUCUGUCACAUCGCUGGUAAUGACGGUUGCGCAGGACAGCCCGGAUCUGUACAAGGGCGCCUACGCGAAAGCCGCUGCUCGACUCAAGCGCAUCGUCAUCAAUGCUGAGUAUACGGCCGAUUAUCUAUACUACAAGGUCCCGUGCCCAUGGCUUCAAGUAAAGCUUCUGAAGCUCCUUCAGUAUUUUGCGCCCUCAGAUGAUACCCAUGUUCGCAAUAUGCUGCGAGAAGCCCUGCAAAAGAUUCUAAGCCUGGCUACGGAAGGUAGCAAGAACGUGCAGCAAAAUAAUGCACAGAAUGCUGUUUUAUUUGAAGCAAUCAACCUCAUCAUUCAUCUCGACACCGAGCAUGAGCUGAUGGAUCAGAUUUCAUCUCGGCUGGGCCGCUUCAUUCAAAGCCGCGAAACUAAUGUUCGCUACCUUGGCCUCGAAGCAAUGACACACUUGGCCGCGCGCACACGAACGCUUUCUCCCAUCAAGCAGCACCAAAAUAUUAUUCUCGGGUCACUCAAAGACCGUGACAUCAGCGUUCGGCGCAAGGGACUAGAUCUCCUCUACAGCAUGUGUGAUUCUACGAAUGCUAGAAUCAUUGUCGGCGAGCUUUUGCACCACCUUCAAAAUGCCGACUACGCCAUUCGUGAAGAAAUGGUAUUAAAGAUUGCCAUUUUGACGGAAAAGUACGCCACGGACGUUCAGUGGUACGUCGACAUUUCCCUACGACUGAUCGCCAUGGCCGGUGAUCAUGUUAGCGACGAAGUAUGGCAACGCGUCACGCAAAUCGUCACCAACAAUGAAGAACUCCAAAUAUAUGCUGCUCAAAAUGUCCUGCAGCACAUCAAGUCUGAUCAUUGCCAUGAGACGCUGGUCAAAAUCGCAGCCUAUAUACUUGGCGAGUUCGGCCAUCUAGUCGCAGACCAACCGCGGUGCAGCCCUAUUGAGCAGUUCAUGGCUUUGCAAAACAAGCUGUCCUCGACGUCAUCUAGCACUCGUGCCAUGAUUCUGUCAUGUUUCAUCAAAUUUGUCAACCUCUUCCCCGAAAUCAAGCCACAGUUGGUCCGCGUUUUCCAGAUUCACAGCCACACCUUGGACUCGGAAAUGCAGCAAAGAGCCUGUGAAUAUCUCACCCUUGCGACACUUCCUACCGAUGACUUGUUGAGAACAGUCUGUGACGAGAUGCCUCCCUUUCCCGAAAGAGAAUCGGCUCUUUUGUCACGUCUACACCAGAAGCACGCCAAUACCAGCGAUCGACGCACAUGGGUUGUCGGAGGAAAGGAUGCCAAUACGGAUGAGACCGAACUGAGCAUGGCCAAACCUGGUCUCAAACGUUCUUUCAGCUCUGGAAAUGCCCUCAACGGAACAACCGAAGUAUCUUCGAGAGGAGCAAAUGAUUUGGCAGGCCUGAACAUGAGUGGAUCAGCAGAGCCGGCCAAAGUACAGAAUUUGGCUAGUGCCGCACAUUUGUCGCCCGGCUGGGAGAAGGGCUAUGACCGUCUCAUGCUUCGCUCAGAGGGUGUCUUGUACGAGGAUGGCCAACUACAAGUAGGCGUUCGAUCCGAAUACCGUGGGCAAAUGGCUUGCAUUAUUGCAUACUUCAAGAAUAAAAAUCCUGGCGAAAUAUCGUCAUUUACCACUACCUUGGACUUGGAUCGAAGCGAAAAGGCCAAUCUAACGUGGGAUGUCAAAGACUCGCCGGACAGCAGCCUCGUUCAUGGUGGCCAGUCGCAGCAGGUUAUCAUGUUUGAGGCGCAAAAAGCAUUCACAAAGAGCCCGACAAUCAGAAUCAGUUAUUUGGCUGGAUCUCUACAGGCCAUUACGCUCAAGCUUCCCAUUGCUUUACAUAAGUUUAUGGAUCCUGCAGAACUAUCGGCAGAAGACUUUUUCAAGCGAUGGAAGCAAAUCAGCGCUGGUCCGAGAGAAGCACAGGGUAUUUUUGGUGUAAAAGCCAAGGCCAAGAACAGGGAGAUUACAGAGACGUUUGUCAGGAAAUCCGUAGAGGGGUUCCGAUGGCGUUUGCUUGAUAUGGUAGAUCCCAACCCCAAAAACAUUGUCGGUGCCAGUGUGCUCCAUACGACACAAGGCGGAAAGUUUGGAUGUCUCAUGAGACUUGAGCCAAACUAUGGAAGCCAAAUGAUUCGACUCACAAUCCGCGCUACUGAUGAUUCGGUGCCCGCAAUACUGCUCAAGCUCAUGCAGGAUUACUUGAGCAUGGGUGUUUCCGCGGGGCCUGAGCUGCCCGAACCUCCCACGAGACAGGAAAUCUCGGCUGCGUUUGGGAAUGUUAUGGUGGGAUGA